AUGGCCUCCGAAGGUAUUACCGAAAUCGACUCUGGUUUAAUUGAAACCAAUUACGACAAUGUCGUCUACAGCUUCGACGACUUGAACUUGAAGCCAAGUAUCGUCAGAGGUAUCUUUGGUUACGGUUACGAAAGUCCAUCCGCUAUUCAACAAAGAGCUAUCUUGCCAAUCACCGAAGGCCGUGAUGUCUUGGCCCAAGCCCAAUCCGGUACCGGUAAGACCGCUACCUUCACCAUCUCUGCUUUACAAAGAAUUGAUGAAACCUCCAACACCACCCAAGCCUUGAUCCUUGCUCCAACCAGAGAAUUGGCUUUGCAAAUCAAGAACGUUAUCACCAGUAUCGGUUUAUACUUGAAGGUGACCGUCCACGCUUCUAUUGGUGGUACUUCCAUGCAAGACGAUAUCGAAGCCUUCAGAUCCGGUGUCCAAGUCGUUGUCGGUACUCCAGGUAGAGUUUUCGACAUGAUCGAAAGAAGAUACUUCAAGACCGAAAACGUCAAGAUGUUCAUCUUGGAUGAAGCCGAUGAAAUGUUGUCUUCUGGUUUCAAGGAACAAAUCUACAACAUUUUCCGUUUAUUGCCAGAAACUACCCAAGUUGUCUUGUUAUCUGCCACCAUGCCUCAAGACGUUUUGGAAGUCACCACCAAGUUCAUGAACAACCCAGUCAGAAUCUUGGUCAAGAAGGACGAAUUGACCUUGGAAGGUAUCAAGCAAUUCUUCAUCAACGUCGAAUUGGAAGAAUACAAGUUCGACUGUUUGUGUGAUUUAUACGACUCCAUCUCUGUUACCCAAGCCGUUAUCUUCUGUAACACCAGAUCCAAGGUCGAAUUCUUGACCACCAAGUUGAAGGCUGAAAACUUUACCGUUUCUGCCAUCCACGCCGACUUGCCACAAGCUGACAGAGACACCAUCAUGAAGGAAUUCAGAUCCGGUUCUUCUAGAAUCUUGAUCUCCACCGAUUUGUUGGCCAGAGGUAUUGAUGUCCAACAAGUUUCCUUGGUUAUCAACUACGAUCUCCCAGCCAACAAAGAAAACUACAUCCACAGAAUUGGUAGAGGUGGUCGUUUCGGUAGAAAGGGUGUUGCCAUCAACUUUGUCACUGACAGAGAUGUUGGUAUGAUGAGAGAAAUUGAGAAGUUCUACUCCACCCAAAUCAAGGAAAUGCCUGCUGACAUUGGUGCUUUGUUCAAUUAA
Messenger RNA from Suhomyces tanzawaensis NRRL Y-17324, 1194 nucleotides. It is a transcript of the gene TIF, whose product is annotated as translation initiation factor eIF4A. The transcript has a single exon. NCBI's taxonomy places the organism in Eukaryota, Fungi, Ascomycota, Pichiomycetes, Serinales, Debaryomycetaceae. The record is from RefSeq and is a predicted model, not a curated record. Bases 1 to 1194 code for a protein of 397 amino acids. Gene Ontology annotation, molecular function: ATP binding; RNA binding; RNA helicase activity.